AUGGUCAUCGUCAACCGAGGCAUCGUCCGCCGGUUGAGCUAUCUUCCAGCAGCCCCUGCCCGGUUGCCUGCUGAUGCAUUGGUUCUCCCAGCAGACACAGUCGCAGGGAGAAGAUUCGAGCAUCUCCUCCAGCUAAUUCUCGCCGAAUGGCUCAACCGCGACCAUCUCGAUAUAGAGAUGGUCGUUUUCACCCAACGCAUAGACCGCAUUAAGCUACCCCUACCAUCCCCCGUUUUAUUCUCUACCGAGGCAUUAUUUCUCUAG
Molecule: messenger RNA, 264 nt
Organism: Aspergillus luchuensis
Lineage: Eukaryota; Fungi; Ascomycota; Eurotiomycetes; Eurotiales; Aspergillaceae
Exons: 1
Coding region: 1-264 (87 amino acids)
Source: RefSeq, a predicted model, not a curated record